GCACCUUACUGUACACUGCUCAUGUGUGUGUGUCGUCCGCAGGCUGCUCAUGUGUGUGUGUGCAGGCUUUGUCAAAAAGUAAAGAAUUGGAGCGUUAAGUCCGUUUGGUUUUCGUAGUGAAAAGUGCCACAUUUGAUUACAAAGUAUAAGCUUGAAGUCCCUAACGAUUUGUUGUGAUAAGACUGAAAAAAAAAUCAAGUGGCGGAUAAGCAAAAAACAAAAACAACAAACAGAGCUGAGAACAGCGCUUGAGUGGUGCUCAACUGAAUUCCUACUCACGCAUACACACACAAGAGCACACAGAGUGCAAGAGCAUAAUCAAUUUAAAUUUCAAAACGAAUUGUGACAAUAAAUGAUAACCAAACCGAGUAUGAUGUGAAUAUUUAUUUCACGCUCAGUUGGGGAUCAUCAGUAUAGUCGCUAUCAUUGAGUGUGGCGCGUUGAUCGUUGAUCAUUUUCACUUUAUAUUUUGCACGGUGAACUUAAUUGUGGUAAUUACAAGUAUUCAAAAUGCAUUUUGGCAUCUUGGGCAGUGGUGUUGUGGGCCUGACAACCGCUUUGGAAUUGCAGCAGAAUUAUCCAAAUGCGCAGAUCACAAUACUCGCCGAUCGUUUCAACGAGGAGACAACCAGUCAUGUAGCGGCUGGCAUUUUUAGACCAGGCACAAGCUUUGCGGGACCAACCAGGCAGAUUACACAACAAUGGAUUGCGGACGCCUUCCGUUACUGGGACGACAUACGGCGCUCCAAGGAGGCACCGCUCGCAGGCGUUUGUCAGCUCUCAGGCUAUAUUUACUCUUCCACCUCACCGAAGAUCGUGCAGAACGCGUUCAUCGAGAAGUUAUUACCGGUUUACCGACAAGCCACUGAGGAGGAAUUGAAGCUGUGUCAGGGUGAUUGGAAAUAUGGGUCUUUCUUUACAACUUGUCUCACCGAAUGCCGACUCUUCCUGCCAUAUGCAACAAAGAAAUUUAUUGCGGCUGGAGGCCAAGUCACGCGCCAACGUGUUAACGCAUUCUCGGACGUGUCACAACAAAACUUCGAUGUACUCUUCAAUUGCACUGGCUUGGGAGCAAAAGAACUGUGCAAAGAUGCUCAACUAGUACCGCUGCGUGGUCAGGUUGUGAAAGUGCGCGCACCAUGGGUCAAGCUGGCUUUCUAUGGCGACUACGACACUUACAUUCUGCCGGGCUUCGAGGCGGUCACACUUGGCGGCUGUCGUCAAUAUGACAGCUUCAAUUUGAAUGUCUGCAAAUACGAUUCGAUGGCGAUCAAGGAGCGUUGCUAUGGCAUGCUGCCAAGCUUGAAGCGAGCCGAGGUGGUGCGCGAGGCUGUUGGAUUGCGACCACAUCGCGCUGUGGUGCGCGUCGAAAGUGAGAUCCUUCGUUUGGCUAAUGGACGCACCCAGAAAGUUGUGCAUAAUUACGGUCAUGGUGGCUAUGGCGUUACUACCUCACCUGGCACCGCGAAGUAUGCUGUGAAAAUCGCUCGCGAUCUUUUGGCGGGUAACAGUAAAUUGUAAUGGCAAAACCAUGAGAUUACUUCGUAAAUGUACAUAUGUAGGUGAAAUAUGUACACACUUAUGUAAGAUGUCUGUUAUGACGAUAUAUAUGUUUGUAUAUGUCUAUGCAUAUAUAAAAUAUGUGUGCAUAUUAUUACAUAUAACAACUUCUGUAUAAUAUAUUAUAUAAACUUUGUUUUUAACAGUAAAAAUCUA
Molecule: messenger RNA, 1716 nt
Organism: Bactrocera oleae (olive fruit fly)
Lineage: Eukaryota; Metazoa; Arthropoda; Insecta; Diptera; Tephritidae
Gene: Daao1
Product: D-amino acid oxidase 1
Biological process (GO): D-amino acid catabolic process
Cellular component (GO): cytoplasm
Molecular function (GO): D-amino-acid oxidase activity; FAD binding
Source: RefSeq, a predicted model, not a curated record